Lactuca saligna is the source of this 2959-nucleotide messenger RNA. Lineage: Eukaryota; Viridiplantae; Streptophyta; Magnoliopsida; Asterales; Asteraceae. The record is from the annotation of a GenBank genome assembly.
CUUUAAGAAUGUUUUAUAGUUUGUUUAAUAAAAUCAGUAACAACUCAAAAAAAAUACUUUGUAUGGAUAAAACAAUGUCAAAUACGUCAAAUUAGUUGAUGUUUGUAAUAGACUAUCAAUAAAAAACAAAAUCAAAAUCUUGACAAACAUAUCUAAAUAUGGUGGUUGGAACAAUGAUAGAUGUUUAUGACCAAUUAGUGCAGAACUUUUUUCUUCUUUUUCUGCAUACACUCAUCUCUCUCUCUCUCUCUCUCUCUCUCUCUCUCUCCAACACAAGGAAAGGCAUAACAGUAGCGCCCAUAGUUUUUCUUUAAUCCUUUUAGUAAAGAUCCUAAAUAUAUAUCUCCUUUUCUUGUUCAUGUUUUUUCUUCAACUGGAUGCACUUCUAUAUUUACUUCAUUCGACGAAUCAAGUGUAAGUUUGAUUUCCGCAUUUCUUGCUCUCCCUUUAAACUUGCAUUCAUUUGUCAGCCUUUUUUACUGUAUAUUUACUUACCCUUUUGUGUUCUUCCUCUGACCUCUAAAGCUUUCUUUUUUAAGCUAAUCAUCGAAUCUUUCUUGACAAAUUCCAUCUGUUGUUGUUUUGCCACACUGUAUCUUCAUUCCAAACACAUAUUAGAUACUCACAUAAAUCGAAUCUUUUCUUGAUCUCAAACGGAAGAUUGUACUUAUGUUAAAAAACAUCAAGAUGCAAGAACUUCUAUGUGUUUUGUAUUCCGUCAGUGUGUGUGAAUAAUCGACAUGUGGUUUGCAUCAUGGGUUAUGACCUACAAAUAUUAUAUGCUUUUUUUUUUAAUACUUUGAGUCAUUGUUAAAAGUGAAUCUACUUUAUGAGUAUUUUUUUUAUAUCUAUGGCGUACUUAUGAUAAACAAGAUGUCUUCAAUUAUGAAUUCUCAGAUCAAUUAUUACUUCGCUCGAAUGAGGUCCAUAUCUUCAACACCAACAUAUCUGAUCACUGAUCUACCCAUCAAGAUUCUAAAACAUGCAUUAUGUUAUGCGGAUCCAAGACUGAAUUAACAUCGAUGUGAAUUUUUAUGCAGAGUUUAUAAAUUAAUGAGAAAAAAUGACGACGAGUAGAGAGAUCUGAUGAUAUAACGAUGCCAGACAGCUAUGGUUUGCACUGCAAAUGAUUUAUUAGAGUGGAAAGAUUUUCCGAAGGGUCUUAGAGUCUUGCUCCUUGAUGAAGAUAUCGAUUCUGCAAAUGUAAUAAAAUCGAAACUUGAAGAAAUGGAUUAUGUUGUUUCUGCUUUCUAUAGUGAGAAUGAUGCGUUGUCAGCGAUUUCAGAAAAAUCUAAAGGCUUCCAUGUAGCUAUAGUAGAGGUGAGAGCAGGUAAUGAAGAUGGAAGAUUUAAGUUUCUUGAAAAGGCGAAAGACUUGCCUACAAUCAUGACUUCAGAUGUGAAUUGCAUCAGUACCAUGAUGAAGUGCAUAGCACUUGGUGCAGUUGAGUUCCUUGAGAAACCAUUGUCUGAAGAUAAACUCCGAAACAUAUGGCAACAUGUGGCUCACAAGGCUUUCAAUGCGGGACCUAAGGAUGAAAAUGAAGCGUUGAAAUCCGAGGAAGCUUUGAUUCUUUUGGAAAAAUUGAAGCAAGGAAUGAGGCAUGUUGAUAAUGAAGAUCAAACGAAUCUCUCAACUGAGAAAGAGUGUGUAGAACAUGAUGGUGAGUCCAAAUUCGUCGAAAUCACCUGUGAUGAUCGUUUAGUUGUUGAUAAUGUUAUGGAGACAAACUUCUCAAAAAGUUUGGAAGAGGGAAUCAACAAGACUUCAAGUAAUGAAUGUUGCCCCGAUCCAAAUGAUGGUAAGAAGCAAAACGAAGCAUCCGAGCAUCCAAUUUCACGUUCUAGUAAAUCUGGUCGAAGAAAGGUCAAGGUAGAUUGGAGUAGUGAACUACACAAGAAAUUCGUACAAGCCGUGGAGCAACUUGGUGUUGAUCAAGCCAUACCUUCACGUAUAUUAGAACUUAUGAACGUAGAGGGCUUAACUAGGCAUAAUGUCGCAAGUCAUCUCCAGAAAUAUAGAUUACAACGGAGACAUAUUUUGCCCAAGGAGAGUGGCCGAAAAUGGCCUCAAACUAGACACCAUUCAACAUCAAGAAACUACUAUCCACAAAAGCCCAUUAUGGCCUACCCUCCUCCAUAUCAUUCUAACCAAGUAUAUCCUAGUUGGCCACCUCCACCCAACUACCCUCCUCCACCUCAGACGUGGGGCCCACCAUAUUAUCCAGCAUGGCAUUCUCCUGUAAGUUGGUUGUGGAAUCCCUAUCCAGAGACACAAGCUGAAACUUGGGGUUGCCCAACCAUCCCAUCUCACCCAUCUUUUCCUCAAAAUGUUUCACAAUUUCAGAGUAACCAAACCAUGCCAAAGAAUUCAUUUGACCAGUAUCCGGGAGAUGAAGUCAUUGACAAGGUGGUGAAGGAAGCAAUAAAUAAGCCAUGGCUGCCAUUGCCUUUGGGCCUGAAACCUCCAUCUACUGAAAGUGUCAUAUCAGAACUUACCAAACAAGGGAUCUCAACCGUUCCUCCCAAAAUCAACGGCUGUCAUUGAUGUUGAUCCUGAUGUCAGCCUCUGUACACAAUUGAUGUGUAUGAUCUCAAUAAAUUAACUCUGAUCUUAUACAAUGUUGUUCACGAGAGUUCGAUGAUGUGGUUGUAAAUAGAUCUUGACUAAGCAUUUGAUUCGUGGGCCCACACAUUUUGAAUGUGAGCCCCACAUAUUGUGGGGCGCAUGUUAGUGGCGGUGAAUAACUGGCCAUGUGUAAUAAAGGUUGUACAUCUUUGAAGAGAUGCCUAUUGGGUUGGGUUGGGGGUUGGGUGGGGCUAUAAAAGGGACGUGUCAAAAACUCAAAAUGGUCCCAUUUUUCAUCUUAAAUUCUGCCACUUUGAUUUUUCCUGACCAAUACUUGAUUGGCUUAAUGCUGUGUUUUAGCUUUUUACCAUUGUCAAAAAAAGAAUACCAG